CGGAACUCAAAGUCAGGGUUGCUAUGGUCCUGCGUCUCUGUGACCCGGUUCCCCGGUUCCGAUGUUGACGCUCCUCCGCCUGCGCUCCAGGCCGCCAUGGGGCCUGCGGGUCCGCCUCUUCAGCGGGAGUCCUGUGGACUUCCCCGCUGCCCGGGUCCGGUCCACUUUCCUCGACUUCUUCUGCACCAAACACGGACACAAGUUCGUCCCAUCGUCGCCGGUUCGACCCAGAGGAGACCCAAGUUUACUGUUCGUCAACGCGGGGAUGAACCAGUUCAAGCCCCUCUUUUUGGGAACGGCUGACCCCCGCAGUCACAUGACCUCGUACACCCGAGUUGCCAACAGUCAGAAAUGCAUCAGAGCUGGAGGCAAACACAACGACCUGGACGAUGUGGGCUGGGACUUGAACCACCACACUUUCUUUGAGAUGCUGGGCAGCUGGUCGUUUGGAGACUACUUCAAGGAGGACACAUGCUCGAUGGCGUGGAGCCUCCUGACGGAGCACUAUGGGAUUCCUGCCGACAGGCUCUAUGUGUCCUACUUUGCGGGGGACACCUCAGGUCUCCCACCUGACGAAGAGACCCGACAGAUCUGGUUGGACCUGGGAGUCCCUGCUGGUCGGAUCCUUCCCUUCGGACUAAAGGAGAACUUCUGGGAGAUGGGGGAUUCAGGCCCCUGUGGUCCAUGCACUGAGAUCCAUUAUGACCACGUCGGGGGGCGAGACGCUGCGGCGCUGGUCAACGGAGACAGUCCGGACCUGGUGGAGAUCUGGAAUCUGGUUUUCAUGCAGUACCACAGAGAGCUGGACCAGAGUCUUCGGCCACUGUCCCGCUUCAGUGUUGAUACCGGGAUGGGACUGGAGCGACUGGUGAGCAUCCUGCAGGGAACCAGGUCCAACUAUGAUACGGACCUCUUUCGCCCGCUGCUGGACGCCAUCCACCAGAAGUCUGAGGUGCGGGGAUACCAGGGAAGAGUGGGAGCUGCGGACGAGGGCCGGGUGGACAUGGCAUACCGCGUGGUGGCCGACCACAUCCGGACGCUGGCUGUCAGCAUCGCUGACGGGAUUCAUCCUGGAAUGUCAGGAGCAGAGUUGGUGCUGCGCCGGAUCUUGAGGAGGGCUGUGCGUUUCUGUGUGGAGGUCCUGAAGGCCCCCCGGGGCUCCCUGGCGAGCCUGGUUCCCACUGUUGUACAGACGCUGGGGGACGUUUACCCAGAACUGGCAACCCAUGCGGAGCGGAUCCGUGACAUCAUCAAUGAGAACGAGGACCACUUCCUGUCGUCUCUGGACCGUGGAACGCGACUCAUCAUGCGAACCCUCAGCAAGAUGGACUCGACACAAACCCACUUUCCCGCUGAGGUGGUCUGGUCGCUGCACCGGGACUUGGGUUUCCCUCUGGACCUGGUGGACCUGAUGCUGAAAGAGAAGGGUCACCAGGUGGACCCCCAGGAGUUGGAUCGGCUCAUCGCUGAGAAUCAGAAGGUGUGUAGUGGUGAUGCUUUGAUGUACUUCCUGUGUGCUGUGUUGAUGAUGUCAUCACUCUCCCUUCAGGUCACCUCUGAUCUCCGGGAGAGUGGACGCAGUCACGUGACCCUGGACGUGGUCAGCCUGGAGGAGCUGCGGCAUCUGAAGGUCCCGCCCACUGACGAGUCCCUCAAGUACGAGUACAGACGGGAGCAAGAUACGUACGUCUUCCCAGAAUGCCGAGCAACAGUACUGGCUCUGUACGACGGGGACAAGCUGGUGCCGGAGGUCACUGAGGGUCAGCGCUGCGGGGUUAUCUUCGACCGCACCUGUUUCUAUGCUGAGCAAGGAGGCCAGUCACAUGACCGCGGUUUCCUGACCAGGGACGGGUUACAGGAUGUUCCUCUGCCAGUGGAAGACGUGGGCGUGGCUGCCGGGUACGUGGUCCACCAGGUGACAGCUGCCUGUGGCCUGAAAACCGGAAACCAGGUGGACAUGCACCUGGACCAGGUCCACAGGAGGUCCUGCAUGAGGAACCACACGGCGACUCACUUGCUCAACUUCGCUUUGAGGUCGGUCCUGGGUCCGGUCGUUCAGCAGCGCGGCUCGCACGUGUCCGCCGAGCGACUUCGCUUCGACUUCAGUGUGAAGGGCUCCCUGAGUGAACACCAGCUGCAGCAGGUGGAGUCGCGUUUGAGUGACAUCAUCGCAGCGGAUCAGACAGUCUACUGCCAGGAGCUCCCCCUGCAGGCUGCCAUGAGUAUCACAGGGCUGCGCACAGUUGAUGAGGUGUAUCCUGACCCGGUCCGCGUGGUCUCCGUUGCAGUACCACUCCCUGACCUGCUGGCGGAUCAGAGAGAAGAGGAGACCAGCGUGGAGCUCUGCUGUGGAACGCAUCUGGUCCAGACAGGAGACAUCCAGGACCUGGUGAUCGUCUCGGAGCAGCAGAUGGUGAAAGGAGUCAGCCGGGUUGUGGCGGUUACGGGACGGGACGCCACACAGGCUCGGGAGGCGGGGCAUAUGUUAGCGCAGGAUGUGGACUCCCUGGAAGCCAGACUCUCGGGCACUGAUCCCUCCAGCUUAGAAGCCGCCUUGAUUCUUUCCAAGGAGGUGGGGGUGCUGUCUGAUGCCGUAGACUCCACACCCAUCCCCCAGUGGCAGCGGCGGGAACUGCAGAAGCGUCUGAAGCUCAUCCAGAGGCACAGCAAUACGAGCAUCAGGAAGCUGGAGGUCAAGCUGGCCAGUAGCCGAGCCCAGGACGUGCUGAAGAGGAACGGCAGCAAGAAAGUUCUGGUGGACCUGGUGGACACGGACUCAGAGUCGGUGUUGAUGAAGACGGUGAACCAGCUAAGUUCCGCCUCCCCUAGCAGUCAUGUGAUGCUGCUGUCCCACCAGAGGGAUUCUGGGAAGGUGGCAUGUGCUUGUCAGGUUCCCAAGGACUCCUCAUUCUCUGCUUCUGAUUGGGCGUUGGCCAUCUGUCAUCACCUCGGAGGCGGGGCUGGAGGAUCUAAGCUGGUUGCCAGGGGAACAGGUACCAGCAAUGACAUCAUGGCGGCUCUGAAGUGGGCUGAGCAUUUUGCACAAGUCAAGACUGGACAGUGAUGUUGGUAACUGUUUUUUACUCAAUAUAUUAAAAAAGUGAGAAGGUCAUUACCAUGGCUGAGCGUUGGUUGUGCGGACAGCAGGAGUCGCCAGACUAUCAUUUGGGUAACAAUAAUAUUUUUAUUGCUAAGUUUGGUGACCCGAUCAAAGAAAGUCUAGGAUCUGGAAAAAGGCCUCAGUUGGAUCUGCUGGUCCUGGUGCUUCUUUAUAUCAUGGUGAAGUUCAGCCACUGUGGAAGGAGCCUCAGUGAGCCACAAUAAGUGUGAUCUGUUACCGUGACGACCUGUACCUGCUGACAGUCCAGCUCGAUGGACCCGGUGUUGUCAA
Messenger RNA from Synchiropus splendidus (mandarinfish), 3391 nucleotides. It is a transcript of the gene aars2, whose product is annotated as alanyl-tRNA synthetase 2, mitochondrial (putative). Gene Ontology annotation, biological process: tRNA modification; alanyl-tRNA aminoacylation. Gene Ontology annotation, cellular component: cytoplasm; mitochondrion. The record is from RefSeq and is a predicted model, not a curated record. Gene Ontology annotation, molecular function: aminoacyl-tRNA deacylase activity; nucleic acid binding; alanine-tRNA ligase activity. Bases 62 to 3064 code for a protein of 1000 amino acids. The transcript is spliced from 21 exons. NCBI's taxonomy places the organism in Eukaryota, Metazoa, Chordata, Actinopteri, Syngnathiformes, Callionymidae.